Vitis riparia (riverbank grape) is the source of this 613-nucleotide messenger RNA. Its product is annotated as 15.7 kDa heat shock protein, peroxisomal. The coding region runs from base 79 to 507 and encodes 142 amino acids. Gene Ontology annotation, biological process: protein complex oligomerization; response to salt stress; response to heat. Lineage: Eukaryota; Viridiplantae; Streptophyta; Magnoliopsida; Vitales; Vitaceae. The record is from RefSeq and is a predicted model, not a curated record. The transcript has 2 exons.
UACGGUUUACGCCCUCUCACAGCUCCAAACACUCCGAAAACCCAGCCUCCAAAUUCCUCAUCCUUCAUAAGUAUUCCAAUGUCUGAAAGCAUCCGUGGCUUUCCUUUCAGGCGCAUCUUCUGGGGCGCUCCAGUCUUCCGAGACUUGUCCGGAUCAACGGCUCCCAUGGACUGGCUAGAAUCCCCAGCUGCCCACAUCUUCAAAUUCGAUGUACCAGGUUUGAACAAAGACGACAUAAAGGUGGAGAUAGAAGAUGGGAACGUGUUGCGCGUAUACAGGGUGGCAGGUGGGAGAGAGGAGUCCGUGGUGAAAGACACUGUUUGGCAUAUAGCAGAAAGAGGGGGCGGGAGAGGAGAAUUUUCUCGGGAAUUCGAAUUACCGGAAAAUGUGAAGGUUGAUCAGAUAAAGGCUCAGGUGGAAAAUGGUGUUCUCACCAUCGUUGUUCCAAAAGAUACGAGCCCCAAGGCCUCCAAAGUGAAGACCAUCAACAUCUCUAGCAAACUCUAAGCUUUGUAUCCAUGCUAUUAGUUUGCGAAUAAGUGGUCUUGUUACUUUUUGACUAUAUUCAAAUAAAAUUUACUAUUAGGGAAAUAUGGUCGAAAUUUUGAUUUCA